Messenger RNA from Contarinia nasturtii (swede midge), 3534 nucleotides. RefSeq names its product J domain-containing protein (gene jdp). Lineage: Eukaryota; Metazoa; Arthropoda; Insecta; Diptera; Cecidomyiidae. Gene Ontology annotation, cellular component: cytoplasm. Bases 236 to 751 code for a protein of 171 amino acids. The transcript has 5 exons. The record is from RefSeq and is a predicted model, not a curated record.
UCGGUUGUCAGUUGAAUUUGAUCAGUAGCACGGUGCUCACGUACAUCUGGGCUGCAAGUGUGUUUUUGUUGUAUCCAUAUAAAUUCGAUGUGAACAGUUUUUGUUUUGUGUAACAAAAACACAACAAUUGAUUAAACAGUUGGUGGAAAAAAGAAGCCGAGAUAAAUAAAUAAACGCAUUGAAUUUGUUUUGUCUGUUGUCAUUAGAAAAUAAACGCAUUAACAAUCAAUUAGAAAUGAGUGCCGUUGACGAAAUCAUCAAUUACCAAAGAAGCGCCGAUGAAGAUUUCUACGGUCUGUUGAAUUGUACUGAACAAGCCACCGUUGAACAAAUUCAAGCGGAGUACAAGAAAUUGGCGCUGGAAUUACACCCGGACAAGAACAGCGGUGAUAAAGAAGCCGAAGCCAAAUUUCAGAAGAUUCAGGAUGCCAAAGAGACUCUGCUCGAUCCAGCAAAACGUGCCAACUACGACAAAUGGAAAAAUAGUGGCAUCAAAAUCAGUUACAAAAACUGGCUGGGAAUGAAGGAGCAUGUACAUCAGUCAAUGCAUUGGGCCACACCAAAAACCAAGGACCGCAUGUUACCAGAUCAACAAGGAGUGUCAUCAACUGGUUUAUCAGCUGGUCAACCGAAUCCGGCUCAUCGUCGUGCAUCAGAGGGUGGCGCUGCAUUGUAUUUUGGUAAUCGCAAAACCGAAUGGGGCACCGAAAAUUCGGAUGUGGCCAAUAAAUUUCGUAACUAUGAAAUUUAAAUCAUUAUCAUUCAGUAUAUGCUCAACAAUUUUUAUUUUUAUCCAAUCAUUUAUUUGGUAACCAUUUAUUGAUUUUGGCCAAUUACUAAUUUUAAAGUGCUCAUCAACACAUAAAUUUAUUCAUCAUUAUUAUUUCGGUUCGGAUUGCAUAAUAUUAUUGAUAUCUAGAAAAUUUAAAGCUAAUUAAAUUCAACGCAAUUUGAUCAAUAUUAUUAUUUAAAUAAAAACCAUCAUCUCUCUUCCACUUUUCACCACCAAGAAUCAGUAUUUUGUUUUCACAUUUUCAAUCAAACCAUAUUAUUAUACAGAAAUACAACCGAAACAAAAAGGUUUCGCAGUCUAUUCAAAUUUCAAUAAUUAUAAAAUUCCAUGAUAAUGAGAUGAUGUAGAGUGAGUAGAAAGUCAACUAUAUAUUGGAGUGAAUGAAUGCAAUCAGGAGGAAGAACCAAAUGCAACCAAAAGACAUUUCCGAUUCUAUGUGUUAACAAAAACUGUUUAAAUUAUAUUACUGCUUAACAGAGAAAUUAUAGACAAAAAUGUUGGUUUAAAAAAGCUUAACUUAUUCAAUGUCAUGUUGUAUGGUGCAUCCCGUAAAUAAUUAAUAAAAGAUUAUGAAGUCACAAAGUCGUAUUUGAUAUAAUUAAAUACAUAAAAAAAACAAAAAAAAUGUAUUUUUAGUGAAUAGCACAAUAAAAAUAGAACAAUGAAGGAAGAAACAACAACAAUGCUUGACAAACUGACUCAUUUAAGACAAACAAAAAAAAAACCAAAAGAAAAAAAUUGUAGAUUUGCUGCUCGAACAAUUUCAAUCAAACAUUGUAAAUGUUUUUUUUUGCGAUUUUCUAUCUUUGUUGCAUCAGUUGAAAGAAGAAACAAACAAUAUUGAUACACACGAAAAAAAUGCUUUGCAUAAGGACUAUAAACAUAUUGGCGAAAUUGAAAUGUGAGAAUUUUUCGAAUCUUUUAUGUCGAUUUUCCAUUGAAAUGACACGUAAAAGAUGUGAAAUGGCAUUUUUCAUUCAAUAAGAAUGAAAUGAAAUUUGAAAAGUUUGUCAAACGUUUGAAUGGAUUAAAUCAAGCAUGCACAUGUUCAUUUGAAUGAAUUUGAUCAAACGGUCUAUUUAUGCAUUCGAAAAAUGCCAUUUUGCUUGCAAUUUUUUUUUAUGUUGGAAUUUUUAUUUUGAUCCCUGCAAAAUGCAUUGAUGAUGAAUGAAUGUUUUGAUGUGAAUCCAUGCAAAAUAACAAAUCGAAAAAUUUAUGAAACUACAAAAACGAACACAAGAAAAAACUGCUCAGCUCUCCUUCGACGAUUGUUAUGCCAGUCAAAAGAUCAGGAAUCAUCAAAUGCAAAAUUCUCAACGUUUUAAUUUCAACAAUGCGUCACGCAAAUGGAUUUUUUUAAAAGAAAAAAAAAGAAUCAAUUUUAAAUAUAUUAUUGAGAUAAAAAAAAACAAACACUUAGUUCAUAAAUUGGUUUCCCAUUUAUUGCAAUUCGUACUUGUAAUGCCACAAUAUUAAAAACAUAUUACAAACACAUACACUUUAACUAGAAAAACUGAUGUCAAUCUUUGUCUAGAUGUGAAUACAAAACAAUUUUAUGUGUGAAUAAAUAAAAUGAAGUAAUCUUAGCCCUGUAUUGGCGCAAAAUUAAAACUUUUUCUUGUCACUUCGAUUUAUUUGCACUGUUUUACACUUUUCAAUCAUCUGUAUUGAUUUUAUUUUUAAUAUAUCCGUGUUCAGGACACUUUUUUCAAUCCGAAUUUCAAUGUUCCGAAUCUAAUUGGUUCGUUAUAGCUGGACUUUGGGUGCGCGCAUUGUGCAUUUACCACAUAAUAAAACCACCAAAUCCGACCGCAUUGUUUUCGAUUGCGCCUCUCAUUGCUAAUGGCCAUACGAUUUUAAAUAUGAACCUAUCAAUUGAAUCCACAAAUGGAACAUAUAUACAUUUAAAGACUUGAUAAAACGAACAAAAAAGAUUUUAACACAAACAAGUUAUGAGACCAACAUGUUAUAAUAAAUAAAAUUGUUAAAUUACCUGGAUAGAGCUUAAUUUUUUUUUUAUUUGAAAGAAAAACAAAACAAAUAUUAGAUGCCAAUGAACGACCAAUGACCAAUUCUAAACUGACUAUUCGAGAGAUACAUUUCUCCAACACACUGAACACAAAUAUUGCGAACCGAAAUGAAUCGUGUCAAACAAAGAACUCGCUCAUGACUAUUUUUUUCCUCAUUUCCAUUCAUAUUUAUAUACAUAUAUAUAUAUAUAUAUUUUAUAAUAACAUUUAUAUAUAAAGAUAUAUAUAUGAUACUAUAAAAUCCUUUAAUGAUUACAAAAGGACUAUCUUAAGACAUGCAACACUCACAAUUGCAUUUCAAUUCACACUAUUGAUGAAUGCCAAUCAACCAUUCUUGAACAAUGGAUUCGUUGUUCAACCAACAAAUUUAAUGAAACACAUACAUACAUAUAAUACAUCUCAAAUGCAAAUGCAAAUAUUAAAUUAUAAUAUAUAUUUUUUAAAUGUAAGGUCCAUGAAAUGAGAAAGAAAAAAACAAAUAUAUGUAUGAAUAUAACACAAACCUCUAAAUAUAUAUUUAUUGGGCACGAUUUUAAUGCACACCAUCACCGUAUGGACUGUAUGGACAUGAUGCAACAACAAUUUAUUUAUCUAUGUAUAUUUAUGUGAUAAACACAUCCAUUAAAUAUAUGCUAUUACCUGUAUGUUGAAUGUAAAAUUAAUGUAUUUUCGAAUAUUUAAAUAAAUGAAAGAUUCAAAUUCACACACCAA